Lolium rigidum is the source of this 1313-nucleotide messenger RNA. Its product is annotated as protein YIPF1 homolog. Gene Ontology annotation, molecular function: small GTPase binding. The transcript has 7 exons. The coding region runs from base 148 to 966 and encodes 272 amino acids. NCBI's taxonomy places the organism in Eukaryota, Viridiplantae, Streptophyta, Magnoliopsida, Poales, Poaceae. Gene Ontology annotation, biological process: vesicle-mediated transport. Gene Ontology annotation, cellular component: Golgi apparatus; membrane. The record is from RefSeq and is a predicted model, not a curated record.
UCCUCGACGACGACUUCCCCACGGCAGAGUUAGUUUUCCCCUUUUUCCCCUCCCCACUCGCCACAAAUCCUCGAUCCAAUCCCGACUCCGGCCAACUCCGGCCAUGCGCAGCUGCUGACAGGCGACGACCCCGAGCGACCUCGCGCCAUGGACGAGGGCUACGCCAACCUGCCCACCAGCCACCUCCUCGGCUCCGUCCCCGCUGUGCUGACCCCGGACGAGAGGAAGCCCGGCGCCCCAGCCGAAGUUGGAAAUGCAGCUGCCACCUCGCGCUUGCAGCAGUUCCCGCCUGCUCCUGGUGCCGGUGCAGGAGGGUACCAGCCUCCAGGGCCGCCCCCUCUAGAUGGUGAUGUAGAAACACAGACAAGCUGGAAAGGAUACUUCAACGUUGCCUCCUAUGCUCCAUAUUUCAAUGUCGAUACAGAUGUCGUUGUUGACAGGCUCGUCAGUUCAGUUUAUCCAAUGGAGGGAUUUGUCAGGAAGAUAGAUGCUAAUCCUGACAUGUAUGGACCCUUAUGGAUCACCACUACACUGAUAUUCAUGCUGGCUGCAUUCGGAAACUUUGCCACUUACCUAAUGCAAAGGAAAACUGAUCUGAAUAUAUGGAACUUUGAUGUUGGCUAUUUCAACUGGGCAGCAUCAGUCAUGUAUGGUUAUGCUAUUGUGGUACCUGCUGCAUUCUAUUUUCUGUUUCAGUAUUUUGGAUCACGCCCAAGCCUUGUCCGAUUUUGGUGUAUGUGGGGCUACUCUCUGUUUAUCUUCAUACCAGCAUCUAUACUGCUACUUAUUCCUGUGGAAUUUCUUCGCUGGCUCAUCAUAGCUGGUACUGGUGGUGCAUCAUCUUGGUUCAUCGCAUUAAACUUGAAGGAAUGCACUGAAGGAGCUGAUCUGAUGCCUUUGAUUGCUAGUGCAUCAGUGCUUCAGUUUGCGCUGGCACUGUUCAUCAAAGUUUACUUUUUUGCCUGAGAUCUUUUGCUGUUGCUCAGGCUAGCAGGUUAUUUUCUUUGUUCCUAUCUUUCUGUUCUCCCAUUCAUCUUUCCGAGGACCAGGCAGAUACAUACAUAUUGACCCUAGUUUGGUAGGCUUUGGAGUGUCUGGUUUUAAGAUUUUGACUCAUGUAGCCAGGAGAAUUUCUGUGUGUUUGCAAAGUUUACUAAGUUUGCCAUCUAAAUUUGCACUUGGUGAACUUUCUACCACCGUGUUGUACCGAAGUUAGUAAGAACGGGCACCUUUUUGGUUUGUACAAUCUAUUGGUGGUAAGCAUGAUCUUCUCAUGUUUGCAUCCAACAUAACUAAUUGAUGUGAAGUAUGUA